AUGCCUUACUGUCUGCUCCUUUCAUCUGUUCGAUUUACCAACACGUUGAAUGCUACGAAGGCGUUCCGCCUGAAAACGAUCAAAGAAUUCGUUAGAGGCAACAGAGGCGAGAUUCUUGCUGAAAUUUCCGAAGACCUGGCUCGUUUGAAAUCUCACGAGGUUGUAGAAGACGUUGAGCUUGAUGUGCUCGCGACGAAACAAUUAUCUUCAACUGAAGAAGCACCGGCCCAUCCUGUGCUAGACGAUGUCGUGUCACUAGAGAAGAGGUGCCUCAUUCGACAUCUAGGCCUCGAAACCACACCAAGUCGACAACCAUUAGGUGCGGCUAAUACAUGCCGUUAUUGUUUUCCAUCAUCGUCUGCCCCGAAUUCUACCCGUGGUGCGAAAUGCCGACUUUCCGGGUUAUGA
Messenger RNA from Penicillium daleae, 408 nucleotides. RefSeq lists its product as uncharacterized. The transcript has 4 exons. The record is from RefSeq and is a predicted model, not a curated record. Bases 1 to 408 code for a protein of 135 amino acids. NCBI's taxonomy places the organism in Eukaryota, Fungi, Ascomycota, Eurotiomycetes, Eurotiales, Aspergillaceae.